CCUCAUUUGCAACCCAAAGAUUGGGAGCAAAGAGGUACUUCUUAAGAGGAAUGGACACUUCACCUUGAGACAGAAUGAGGGGGUGAGAUUGGAAAAAUGGGGUCAGCACCAGAGCAGAGAAGUGCUCCUACCUGUUCUGAUUGCAGCCUCCACACCUAUGACCAAAUCUCCUCAUCCUCCAGGUCAAAGGACAACAUGGUGGGAGAAAUGUGGAUGAUGUCCCUGGAUGAAGUCUCAGCCACCAACAAAGCUCUCUGCCUGCAGAUGGAGGAACUGCGAGAGACCUUAGCCAGGUCUGAAUCUCAGAACCAGGAAUUGCUCAAAGCGAAACAACUCAUGAAAGAGCAGCAGAAAGUUCUUCAAGAGAGAGCGGAUCACUACAAGAACACCAUGCACAGAUCUCUGGAGGACAUCACCAGAAGGUUGGACCACACCAACACGGAGAUCCAUCAGUCAGAACUGCAGAAGAGGUAUCUGAUGAAGCACAAUGAAGAACUCGAUGAGGAAAUGCACGAGGUCACCAGCCAAGUAGCCUCCUUCAAGGAUGGCGAGGCUGCUUCUGAGAAGGACCUUGAAGAGAUGCACGGCCUGGUAUCAGAAGCUGAAAAGGUCAUCCGGAGUAUGGAGGAUGACCUGGCUGAGACAGAGCACAACUUCCUCCUGGAGAAAAGCCACUCCAGCCAACUGAAGGAAAAAGUCAUCGCUCUUCAGAGGCUCAGAGAAACCAGGAGGAACCGGGUCAAAGAUCUGCAGGAGGAUCAAGAGCUCUGUCUGCAGCAGGCCAUAUUCUUGAAGAUGGCCCAGGAAGACCAGAUGCCGAAGGGCUGGCUGCUCCCGGAAAUAGCGGAGGCCAAGCUGAGGGAGGUGGCCGGAAGCAGCUCAAAGACCAGGAAGAUUCUGGACUGGUGGUGGGUGGCAGCCAAAAUCCUCUUCAUGCUGCUCUUUGGUUGCUUUCUCUUCCUUGGACUGGUUUUGGCCUACACCCGUUUCUGCAAUCCAUACUUCAUUGCCGAAAUGCUCCUGGUAGUCCUUAGCCACCAGCACCUAGAAGAACUCACCUGCACUUUAUCCCCGUAUCUGGACUUCAGAAGUGAUGGCCUCCUACCCUUUUGAGAAACAAAAUUCAUCCCUCUCUUCCUUUGACCAGCU
Messenger RNA from Crotalus tigris (Tiger rattlesnake), 1149 nucleotides. RefSeq names its product transmembrane protein 191C-like. The transcript is spliced from 2 exons. Lineage: Eukaryota; Metazoa; Chordata; Lepidosauria; Squamata; Viperidae. The coding region runs from base 97 to 1113 and encodes 338 amino acids. The record is from RefSeq and is a predicted model, not a curated record.